AUGGCCGAGCGGUCUAAGGCGCUGCGUUCAGCCAUGCUUCUCCUGAUUCUGCUCACUACCUUUGCUGCCCUCUCUCUGGCCGUGGCAGCAGUCGUUUGGAGAGACAUCAGCUCCAAGGUGAAGGGUAAAAACCGGACGUUCAUCAGCCUCAUUCUGCAGUAUGUUGAGAUGAAGAUGGCCAGCCGGAUAGGAAGGGGUCAGAGACAGAAACUAGAAACUGAUACACUGAAUGUGAAGAAAGUUCAAGAAGAGAUUCUGCUGAAGCGACUGUCUGAAAAUGCAGACACGUGCUAUGGGAGACAGUACAACUUCUGCUCCAUUAAAGGUGCUGCUGAUUUCCGAGCCCGUCACCCUCUCACCACCUACGAGCACUAUGGAGAGUUCAUCAGACGGGUUGCAGCAGGAGAAGAGAAGGUGAUUACUGCAGUGAAGCCUGAGAGUCUGGUCAUGACCUCUGGUACGUCAGGACCCAGCACCAUGCUGCUCAACACCAUAGACACCACCAGAGAGCUCCACCUGCAGGGUGUAACUGUGUGUUUAGUAGUCAUGCAGAAUGCUUUUGCUGAAACUAACAGCCUUCAGCGCACCACCAAGUUCUUCUACACCCCUGCCUCUCGCCGGUCUGAAGCCGGAAUCCCCAUCCGACCAAACUUUUCCACACCAACCUCAUCCCACUACGGACGCACACUCAGCCUCUUCACAACUCCUGCUCCAGCCUUUACGGUUCUCAAUGAGAAGGACAUUCUGUACCUUCACCUCCUGUUUGCCCUCAAAGAUCCCACAGUGGGAAUACUGGAAUCCAGCUUUGCUUCCACUGUUCUCAAUGCUUUCAUAGUCUUAGAGGAUGUGCCACAGAGACACAUUCCUAUGCUUCAGGACGGUUGGGGCGAUGACAAUAAAGAGCGUUGGCAGGAGCUGGUGGAGGACAUUGAACGUGGGAAAAUUAGCAAUGCCUUGUGUCUGCAGCCUGAUGUGAGAACCAGACUGGAAGCUCUGAUGAAGCCAGACCCAGAGAGGGCUGCUCAGCUCCUUGCCCACUUCCAUAAUGGUUUCCAGGGGAUUGCUAAGUGUGUGUGGCCUCAACUCCACCUGGUGCUGGCGGUAGACUCGGGCACCAAUCAGAUCUAUGGUGAAAUGUUGAGGAAGGGAUACUGUCAAGGAGUGCCUUUUUAUUCACCACUUUAUGCUGCUGCGGAAGGUCUGAUAGGCGUGAACCUGUGGCCUGAUAAACCUGCAAGACAAUACCUGCUGUGUCCACGCUCGAUGUUCUUUGAGUUCCUGCCAGAGAGCAGCCUGGAUGAGGAGUCGCCUCAAACUCUCUUGAUGGAGGAGGUGAAGGAGGGGGACAGCUACGAGCUUGUUGUCACAAACGCCUCAGGACUUUUCAGAUACAGGAUUGGCGACAUCGUGAAACUUGUUGGAUUCCACAACCAGUGUCCCAUCGUGGAGUUUCAAUACAAACGGGAUCAAAUGCUGAAUGUUCGAGGUGAGAAAGUGUCUGAAGCGGUGUUCCUUGGUGCCUUAAAGAAAGCCGUUGCUCACUGGCCCAAUGCUACGCUUGUUGACUACUCUUGUGCUGAGAGCAGCAUCUUGGGAGACUCCACAGGUUCCUCCGACCCUCACUACCAGGUGUUCCUAGAGCUGAAAGGUGUGAGGAAUCUAGCGGACACGCAGCGAUCCAAGCUGGACAUUUGUCUCCAGCAGGACUCUGCAGUCUACAGGUCUUUCCGUAUAAAAGGCAGUAUAGGCCCGAUGAGGGUGCAGCUGGUGGCAGCAGGUGCUUUCAGGGACCUUUGUAACCAGAUGAUGACCUACACCAACACCUUCAAAAUGAACCGCGUGCUGCGCAGGAAAGACUACGUAGACUUCCUGUUGGGAAAAACCGUCUCCUGA
This is a messenger RNA of Nothobranchius furzeri (turquoise killifish), 1893 nucleotides long. Lineage: Eukaryota; Metazoa; Chordata; Actinopteri; Cyprinodontiformes; Nothobranchiidae. The record is from RefSeq and is a predicted model, not a curated record.